Anopheles maculipalpis is the source of this 1003-nucleotide messenger RNA. Its product is annotated as alpha-tocopherol transfer protein-like. Gene Ontology annotation, molecular function: phosphatidylinositol bisphosphate binding. The transcript is spliced from 5 exons. Lineage: Eukaryota; Metazoa; Arthropoda; Insecta; Diptera; Culicidae. The record is from RefSeq and is a predicted model, not a curated record. Bases 5 to 961 code for a protein of 318 amino acids. Gene Ontology annotation, cellular component: membrane.
CAAAAUGAGGGUACCAACGAUGCUGUCCGACGUAGAGGAACUGCCCUCGGUGCAACUGGGCGACUAUGUGCUACGGUUUGAGCUUGAAGAUCUGACACCCUUCGGCAAGGAAGUGGCCAAAAAUGAGCUACGCGAAACACCCGAAAUACGUACUGCCGCCAUCGAAGAGUUGCGCACAUUGCUCAAAGAUGUUGAAGGCUUGGUCGUGCCGCUAGACAACGAUGACUGGAUGAUCCGAUUCCUUCGGCCAUGCAAAUUCUACGCAAAGAGUGCCUGCGAGUUGAUCCAGCGGUACUACCAGUUCAAGGUAAAACAUUGGGACAUGUACAACGAGCUGAUGCCGUCGAAGGAAGCGAACAUCUUCAAACAGAACAUUCUGGCCGUCUUCCCGAACCGCGACCAGCUCGGUCGCCGUGUGCUCCUGCUCGAGCUCGGCAAAAGCUGGAAGCACAAGGAAGUGACACUCGACGAAGUGUUCAAGGGUUGUGUGCUGUUCCUGGAGGCGGCCAUGCUUGAGCCCGAAACGCAAGUCCACGGUGCGGUCGUGAUCUUCGACAUGGAUGGGCUGACACUGCAGCAGGCCUGGCAGUUUACGCCUCCGUUUGCCAAGCGUAUCGUCGACUGGCUGCAGGAUGCGGUCCCGCUCCGCAUCAAGGGUAUCCACAUUAUUAAUCAGCCAAAGAUCUUCAACAUGGUGUUUGCACUGUUUAAACCGAUUCUGCGCGAGAAGCUGCGCAACCGUAUCAUCUUCCACGGUACCGAUCGUGACUCACUGUACAAGCACAUCUCGAAGGAGUGUUUGCCGGCAGUUUACGGUGGUACGGUCGAUGCACCCCGAGUGCAGGGUGAACAGUGGUACGAGCUGUUGCUCAAGUGUGACAACGAGUACAAGGAGAUCAACAACUACGGGUACACCAAGCAGCUGGAGGAGCAGCGCAACAAGAAGAACAAGAAAAAGUGAUCCUUCUGUCGGUACUUUGGCUGGGACUAUGAGUGAGGAAGG